AUGUCUGUGUGUAAAUUUGUACCGAAUGUUUCAAGCCGUAAUUUCGGCAGAAUAAGUGCCGCGUUGAGUAGUGCAAAGUAUAGCAGAAGUUAUUUUACGUAUACUCAAGAAUUAUCUCAGCCUUUGGACAGGGUACCGGAACGUUUGAAUGCUAAACAGGCGUUUGAAAAAUGGUUGAAAUCCGGUCAAACUGUAUUCGUCCAGGGCGCGGCUGCGACUCCGGUGCCCCUUCUACACGCCAUGACAGAUGUCGGCAAAAGUGGCGGGUUGAAAGGCAUCAAAGUUGUCCAUAUGCACACGGAAAAGGAAGCCCAAUAUGUCGCCCCUGAGUGCAAAGAUAUCUUCAGAUCAGUAUCUCUGUUCAUGGCCGCUAACGUCCGCAAGUCAGUGGCGGAGGGACGAUCAGACGCCAUCCCCAUAUUCCUGCAAGACAUUCCUAAGCUAUUCCACAGGAAGAUCAUCCAGCCCGACAUUGCUGUUAUCCAGGUUUCUCCCCCUGAUGCGCAUGGUUACUGCAGCUUGGGAACCUCUGUGGACUGCGUGAGAGCGGCAUUGGUCAACUCCAAAGUCAUCAUUGCUCAAGUGAACGCACACAUGCCCCGUACGUUUGGCGACGCGAUCAUCCACAUGUCUCACAUUGACACCGCCGUGGAAGACAACACGCCGCUGCCUGAGCACGGGGGCAAGGCCGCCAGCCCUGAGGAGACAGAGAUCGGCAAGCUCAUUGGACAGAAUCUCGUUGAAGAUGGAGCUACUCUGCAGAUGGGUAUCGGAAGCAUUCCCGACGCAGUGCUGUCUGCUCUGAAGGACCACAAGGAUCUCGGCAUCCACUCCGAGAUGUUCAGCGUCGGAGUCAUCGACCUCGUCAGGCGUGGUUGCAUCACCAACAACAAGAAAAAGACUCACAGAGGCCGCAUGGUGGGCAGUUUCCUCGUCGGUAACAAGGAACUGUAUGACUUCGUUGACAACAACCCCUUCAUUGAAAUGUUGGAGAUCGACUAUGUGAACAACACCCACAUCAUUUCACUGCUGCCCAAGAUGACGGCCAUCAACUCCUGCAUUGAAGUCGACCUGACUGGACAAGUGUGCGCUGACUCCAUCGGUACACGCAUGUUCUCCGGUUUCGGUGGUCAGGUGGACUUCAUCCGCGGUGCAGCGGAGUCCGUGGACGGAAAGGGCAAGCCCAUCAUUGCUCUCGUGUCAGUCACCAAGAAGGGAGAGUCCAAGAUUGUUCCUACACUCAAAGUUGGUGCUGGUGUAGUAACGAGCCGUGCCCACGUACACUAUGUCGUCACUGAACAAGGUAUCGCAGACUUGUUCGGCAAGUCCCUCAGGCAGAGAGCAUACGAACUGAUCAAGAUCGCCCACCCCGAUCAUCGUGAAGCUUUAGAAAAGGCCGCAUUUGAGCGCCUCAAGUGCAUGCCUUCACCUUAA
Spodoptera littoralis (African cotton leafworm) is the source of this 1434-nucleotide messenger RNA. Lineage: Eukaryota; Metazoa; Arthropoda; Insecta; Lepidoptera; Noctuidae. The record is from the annotation of a GenBank genome assembly.